Messenger RNA from Lathyrus oleraceus (garden pea), 1413 nucleotides. RefSeq names its product stem-specific protein TSJT1. The transcript is spliced from 5 exons. Lineage: Eukaryota; Viridiplantae; Streptophyta; Magnoliopsida; Fabales; Fabaceae. The record is from RefSeq and is a predicted model, not a curated record. Bases 285 to 1040 code for a protein of 251 amino acids.
UUUAACUACAUGUUAAUUAGUUUGGAUAAAACUGCCAGCAUUGCAUGAUAUCUCUCUCUCAGUCUCUCCCUAUUUAGCCAUGAAUGACUCAUUCUACCCAUCACUCGCUCUCCGUUUUCAAAGGAUAUUACUAAAUCUCAUUCUCUCUAUCUUCACACAUUUUUCUUAUUGGUUUAUUGAUAUUGGUUCAUUUCUUUGAGAAAUUCUAUACACUUAUUGGAGGAGGAUACAAAACAAACACAUUGAUAUUGGAAGAGAAUUUGAACGUUUCUAAAGAAGCAAAGAUGUUAGGAAUUUUCAACAAAAAUGUGGUGAAUCCACCUCAAGAGCUUAAUUGUCCAGCUCCAUUGAAUUCAUCCAAUAAACCUAAACUUCCUGAUGAAAUCCUUCAACAUUUCAUAUCAUUCGAUCCUUCCCAUGCUUUCUCCGUCAACUUUGGAAAGGAUGCUGUUCUAGGUUAUUCUCCUUCAAACAACCAUCAAGGGAUGUUUUGUGGUUUGGAUAACAUAUAUUGUGCUUUCAUGGGGGGCUUGAACAACCUGAGUAACCUGAUAAAGCAAUAUGGGCUAUCAAAGGGAACAAAUGAGGCCAAUUUCAUCAUUGAAGCCUAUAGGACACUUCGUGACAGAGGUCCAUAUCCUGCUGAUCAAGUCAUCAAGGAACUUGAUGGUAGUUUUGGAUUUAUCAUCUUUGAUAACAAAGCUGAAACAGUUUUUGUUGCUUCAGAUCGUAAUGGACAGAUUGAGCUUUUCUGGGGUAUUGCAGCGGAUGGUUCGGUAGUUAUUUCUGAGAAUGUGGAGCUUGUUAAAGCAAGUUGUGCUAAGUCAUUUGCACCAUUCCCAUCUGGGUGCAUGUUUCACAGUGAGCAUGGUCUAACAAGUUAUGAGCAUCCAAUGAAGAAAAUGAAGUCAAUGCCACGUGUUGAUAGUGAAGGCGCUAUGUGUGGGGCCAACUUUUCUGUUGACUCUCAAUCAAAGAAGUCAACGAUGCCACGUAAUGGAAGCGAAGCAAAUUGGGCCACAUGGGGCUCACAAGUUUGAUUCAUCUCAUUAUCCUAUCGACCUUUUGUCUUCUUUUUGAAAUAAAAAUUUUAAUCUACCUUAGUUUGAAAACAAAAUUCAAGAUACCCUAUUUAAGAAGAGGUUACAACAACCCCAUGUGUUUUCUUUAGAAAAGUCUCAUGCCCUUCUUCAGCUGAUCAGUUUUUUUUUUUUAUUGAUUUUCAGAAUUAGGGUAUGUGAGACAAAAAGUCUAUCAUAUCAUCAAAAAUUUGUAUAAACCAUUUCUUUUUCUUUUUAAUUCUAAGAGAGGACAAUGCUUUGUUAUUUUAUUAUCAGUUCUUUCGAGGUUUUCUUUUAUUAUCAGUUCUACUCUGUAUAUAUUAUAAUAAUAAUAAUAAGUUUAAAUUUGGAA